GCAAACACAACUCCCUGCACAUCAAUUAAUCAACAUAGUGAUCGAACAAUGGAGAACUACAGCCACAAGAAAUUCACUGGAGCUCUGAAGCGGAAGCGCAGCCAGGAUGCGGAUUCCGAUGAUGAUGUGGUCUUCAUUAUGGAACAACCAGGACAAAGGACUCCGGAGCAGCCACAAGCCAAGCGUCGCUUUUUCCGUCCCUGGAUGAACGAGGAGUCCGAGGAGAAGGAGCAACCACAGCCUCCUCGAAAGAUUGUGGCCACUCCUCCCGCAGUUGAUGCCUCCUACCACGCCAACAUGGUGAGGAAUCACCCCAAGCGGAGGCAGCGCAGUCCCCAGGAGCAACUGCGUCGGGAUCGGAACACUUUGGCCAGCCUUCGCCAUCGGCGCUCGCAGCAGCAACAGCAGCAACUCAUCGAAAAGCAAUACCUGACCAGCAGGAUCCAGCACGAGGCCAAUCUGCAGCAGCAGAUCCGAUUGAGCCUCUACUACGUGCGCUUCCUGCAGCAAGCGAUGUCCUCCAUGGAGCCACUGCCUCCCACGCAACCGAGGCAGGUGUUCCCCGCCCACCAACCGACCACCACCCAGCAUCCUUGA
Drosophila ficusphila is the source of this 597-nucleotide messenger RNA. RefSeq lists its product as uncharacterized. The transcript has a single exon. Lineage: Eukaryota; Metazoa; Arthropoda; Insecta; Diptera; Drosophilidae. Bases 49 to 597 code for a protein of 182 amino acids. The record is from RefSeq and is a predicted model, not a curated record.